AAAAUCAUUUAUACAAAUUUUCAUGCGAUGAUGCGAAGUUCAUUUUUCAUUUUCUUAUGCUUUGCAGCCACUAAUGCUAUCGAAGAGCCAAUUCAGGAGAAAAAAAUUUCAAAUCAACAUGCGCUGUUCAAUUUUCAUUUUGGUAUGCUUUGUAGCCACUAAUGCAAUCGAAGAGACUGAAAAUUUCGCUGCUGGCGGUGGACAUGCCACCGGAGGAGGACAUAGUUCUGGAGGAGGACGUGGUUCCGGAAGUGAAGGUGGUACAGGUGGUGGAAAAGGAGGAGGAGGAGGUGGCGGAGGAGGCGGUGGUAGUGCUGGAAAAGGAAAAGGAUAUGGUGUAAUAGGGGGUGGCUACUACGGCGGUGGUAGAACUUACGGUGGUGGCUACUACGGUGGUGGAGCUGGAUAUGUACCAUCUUACUAUUAUUACAAUCCUUAUUAUUACCACUACUACUAUUUCUACCACGGUUACCAUUCUCACGAAGACUACGGACCAGUUGAACCUCAACUACCCGAAGGAACCGCCCAAGAUAAAGCUGAUGCGGCGAAUAUCGUCAAUGCUCAAUUCAGUGAGAAAGUCAUCGCCUCCAUACUUCCAUUUCGGGAGCAACUCAAUCGUCAAGUGAUCAAUAGCCUAAUUGCCAAUUACAAUAACGGAAAACGUCUCAUUGAGAUGAAAUAUAAACCACUUCAUAAAAAGAAUCCAAUAUUCAAGGAUUUGUGUUUUGGUUUGGUCAACGAUCCAAUCGCGGUACUAGCCAUGUAUUUGGGAGAAUUCCUGCACAAAAGAGAUGAAACUUUCAUCAUUAUCGCUUUGACGCUGUGUCAAGAAAUGAGUGCGAUGCAUUUCAUUUACAACCACAGGCAUAAAAACGGACUGACUAAAAGGCGUAGAGCACAACGACACCCGUUCGCCAAUUUAAUGAAAGUUUGGGUAGCCAAUGAUCGAGAUCCUGUAGAUGCUGCUGUUGUGCAAACAGAUGUAGACAAUGCUGCAAAAACUUUGGAAGAUGAAUAUCCGCAUUGGAAGGAAACACGAGAUUCGCUGGAAGACACGUUAAUUUACAAAAGCUUAAAUUUUUCAUCAGCUGUAAUAACCAAGUUUGAAACCGAUCUAAACAUAAAAUUCGACGAUGCCAUCAAAGCGAAAAUCAAAAAUCAUGAUUUAGUCGACGCGUACACUUCAUUAACUUAUUAUGUGAAGAACAAAUACGAUUACAUGGCAACAGUAAUGCUAAAUCAUUCUGAUGGUCAUGACCGUUGGGCUGUUUGGAUCAUGAUGAUAGGUAUCACCAUUCACGAUGACUGGCCCAAGAUCGACGACCUUUUCAAACAAAAAAACAAUGGAGUAUCAUUAAAGGAUCAUAUUUUGAAAGCCACCGACGAUCCUGAUCGAAUUAUUUAUGAAAUGAUGGCUGUUAUGAUAGAUCCUACCUAUAAACCAACCUAUCUCUGAAUACGAGUAUUUUUAAGGAACAGGCGUUUUUCAACCGUGUGAUUCUGCUUUCUGAAGCAAGACGAAUUUUUUGAAAUAUUCAUACUUUUGUAAACAAAUAAACAAAUAUUUUUA
Planococcus citri (citrus mealybug) is the source of this 1570-nucleotide messenger RNA. RefSeq names its product keratin, type II cytoskeletal 2 epidermal-like. Bases 74 to 1456 code for a protein of 460 amino acids. The transcript has 9 exons. The record is from RefSeq and is a predicted model, not a curated record. Lineage: Eukaryota; Metazoa; Arthropoda; Insecta; Hemiptera; Pseudococcidae. Gene Ontology annotation, molecular function: calcium ion binding; calcium-dependent phospholipid binding.